Messenger RNA from Mytilinidion resinicola, 441 nucleotides. RefSeq lists its product as uncharacterized. The record is from RefSeq and is a predicted model, not a curated record. Lineage: Eukaryota; Fungi; Ascomycota; Dothideomycetes; Mytilinidiales; Mytilinidiaceae. The transcript has a single exon. Bases 178 to 402 code for a protein of 74 amino acids.
GCUCCCUUAGUAGAACUUUUAUUCCCCAAGCCUCAUCCUCGGUGGAGGCUUGUUCACUCGACCUGCGUUGUUAGUAACAGACCGAGGACAGCAAACGCGCAUCAAACGGUGCAAGCAUGACAGGGAAAUAUUGAAUCCGUUCCUGGCUCAUUGGCCGUAAAAAGGUCUGUGUAGGUGAUGUUCCGAGAUGCUCGACAUAGGUCCCAAUCUCUUCAUAUCCUAAUCUUAAUCCAUCUCUACUUUUCUUCUCAGCUCCUCUACCAUCUUAAUCCUUCCACGCUCUCUCUAUGCCCCAUCAAAAUAGCGCUGCCGCCUAUGCCAAUGCCAAACAAAACAAUAAGGUCCGUUCCUCAUACCGGUCGUUCAUCGUAUCUCAUGCUCCAUUGCCAAUCAAAAUGCUAAUCACACCCACCAUGCUCUUGUCACGCUCAGAUAGGAUGG